Messenger RNA from Closterium sp. Naga37s-1, 2124 nucleotides. The record is from the annotation of a GenBank genome assembly. Lineage: Eukaryota; Viridiplantae; Streptophyta; Zygnematophyceae; Desmidiales; Closteriaceae.
AUGCAAAAGCCCCGCCAACUUCCGGCCGCCCCCGGCGCCCUCGGCAAUGGCGGGCGGACGGGGGGAAGCGGCGGAGGGCUGGAGCGCACGCGCAGCGGAACCUGGAUGGGCGCAGCGGCGCUUAACCCGCAAAAAGAAAAGCUUUCCGCGCUCCGCUCUCCCGGUAGCGCCCCGCCGGCGGCGGAGGACAAGAGCGGCGGGGGAAAAGGGCGCGCUGGAGGGGGAGGGCCCCGCCCAGGAUCAGCCGGAAGCGGGAGGGACACGUCCAAGGCGGGGGAAAAGGGGAGAUUCGGCGAGGGGAAAUGGCGGUUCGGCUUUACGUCGCGUCAGGAUGCACGAGCCACGUCGUCGCCGCGCGUCGGGCCGUCGUCUGGGCUGAUGGGGCUGUCUUUAGGCGGCGGCGGCGGUGGCGGCGGCGGGGACGGCCCGUUAAAGCGCAUGGCGCGCAGGAUGUUUCCGCCUGUCCCCGCCCCGGGCAGCAGCAAGAGCAGCUCCCUCUCGCUAGUGGCGGGCUUUGGCGGCUACCGCGCCCUUCGCGGCGGAAGCGGCGCCGCCGCCGCGUCAGGCGCGGCAGCGGGCAGCGGCGUCGCGGGAGGAGGCGCAACUGCUAGCAGUAGUGGCGGCGCGGCGACGGGCGCGCAAGCCGCCGGCGGAGCCGUGAAAACCGAAAUGCUGGCGUUCGAAAUCGGGUGCAUCAUGCGGCGCCUCUUAGAAAUCGACGACUCGACGAGCGAGCGCUCUCUGGCCGCGCUUCGAGCUAACCUCCAGGCGCCCGGCGUGGUAACCCUAAUCUCCCCCGACCUGCAGCUCCUGUGGAGCCUGGCCGGCGCGGAAAAGGCGGAGGAAUUGCAGAGCGUGGCGCUACGAGUGGCCGUGCUGGGCCGCAAGUGCCGGCAUCCUAGGCUGCACUCGUUAGGCGAUAUGCUUGACCGGCUUACCGCUCCCGCUUCUCCCGCGGCGCGCGCGGUUUCCGCUGCCGCCCCCGCUGGCGGCGUAGCUGGCGGAGGCGGCGCAGGCGGCGCGGGCGGCGCGGGCGGUUCUAGCAGUGCGUCGAGUUCUGGGGGGUUAGGGCGGUUCGCAUGGGCGGGGGGAUUCGCGGGCGCGCGCAGCGGGGCCGCUGCUGCGGGGGCGCCAAGGGGAGCGGGCGGCGGCGCAGAAGCCGCGGAGUUGGACUUGGCGCAGUUCACCGCGUCGGCAACGGAAGCCGAGGCGCUGAUGAGGUUCAUGAAAGAGCAGGCGGAGGCGACGGAGCGACUGCGCGCGGAGAUGGAAUCCAUUCAGCAGCUGCACCGCCGCCCCCUGCUUCUCCCUUCCCUCAUUCUCCCCCAACCCUACUCGCACCCCACCUUCCCUUCCCCCCCCCCCCUGCCUUCUUUCCCCCCCAACCAAAUCAGCAUCCAGGCAUACGGCGAGUGGAACAAGCUCCAGGACAUGGUAGCGCAGGGAAAGGCCAUCGAGAGGCUGCAGUCGCACUGCCUGUGGUCGCUCGACCUCGACUUCCCCGUUCAGCUCCUCGUCGCCGCGCUCUGCCUGCUGCGCGCGCGCAUCCUUGCUGCCUUCGGCCCCGCGCCUGCUGCCCCCCCGCCGCUGUGCGGAGUGUCGCUGGGCGUGUGGGGCCUGGCGCUGCACUAUGCGAACGUGGUGGUGGUGGUGGAGAGGAUUAUUCAACAGCCGGAUGCGGUCAUGGGCAAGACCAGUGUGUGUGGGGGGGGGCUGCCGCUGUGCGGAGUGUCGCUGGGCGUGUGGGGCCUGGCGCUGCACUAUGCGAAUGUGGUAGUGGUGGUGGUGGAGAGAAUCAUUCAACAGCCGGAUGCGGUUAUGGGCAAGACCAGGGACGAGCUAUACGACAUGCUCCCGCGCAGCAUACAGCAUUCCCUGCGCCGCCAGCUGCAGAACCCGGGGAACUUCCUGCCGGACGGGAGAGUGGAGGCGAACCUCAAGCGCGGGCUGCUGCUGCUGCCCACCAUGGCGCACAACACCAUCUUCUGGCAGUCGCUGCACACGCCGGGGACCAACAUGGGGACGGAUGAAGUCGUCUUUCAAGUGCAGACGUUCUACUAUGCGAAUCGGGAGAGCGCGGAUGCGGCGCCGGUGGACGUGCUGCUGGGGCUGUCUCCUCUUUGA